CGAAAAAAAUUGGACAUCGCAUGGGCGGAGGCCAUGUUCAGGGCUGGGAUCGCAUUCAAUUUCCUGAAUAUAGACACGACACAGUCGUUACGUGCUGUGUACUUGGAGGUGGCGAGCGCGAGGCCGAAGGUGAAGCUCCCGUCGUUCAAUCGCAUGAGGACUGUCAUGUUGGAUGUCAUCUAUCUGAAGAUUCAGAAAGAGGUGUUUUCGUUGACAGCAUGUUGGGACACGUCUGGAUGCACUUUCAUCACUGACGGCUCAACCGACCGCAGGAAUCGGCCAAUGAUGAACUUCUUGGCGGCCGGUGAGCAGGGGGCGAUGCUUGUGGUGACAGUGACAAUGACGGGGAGGAAGAAGAAUGCAACAACAUUGGCGAGGUUGUGGGAGCAGGUGACGAGGGAGAUAGGCUUGAAGUGCAUCAACGCCAUCUGCACCGACAACGCGGAGGUGAACAAGAAGGCGGCCCAGAUCCUAGAAAGACGGAAGGAGAAGGAUCUCCUGCUGAAGGACUUGGCCAACCUGUCGUGGAUCAAGGGCACCGUGAAGACAGCAAACACGAUCGUGAAGUUCAUCAGGAAUCAUCAUGCCACCAAUGAACUGAUGAUGUCCAUUGAUGACACGAAGUCCCUGCUUCGUCCCGCUGAGGUCCGCUUUGGAUCCGUGUACAUGAUGCUGCAACACUUGGAGGACAGAGAGGAUGUCUUGACAGAGAUGGUCGACGGGAAAGAGGCUGCAAAGUGGAGAUCAUUGAGAUGGUCAGGGGAAAAGUUGCGCAGAAAGGAAGACCUUGUCUACUACACGGUGAGGUCUGAGUCUUGGUGGCCAGAGGUGAAGAAGAUUGUCUCCAUCAUGCGGCCUGUGUACGAGUUGCUGAAGAGGAUGGACGCGAAAGGCACCUCUCCAACAAAUCUUGUGGAGUACGACGAGCUCAUCGCUAGGAGGCUAAGAAAUGUUGUGCUGGAGAAGGUCGGGGGCGAGUGGAACAGCAAGGCACAUUCAGACAUCUGGGCGGAUCUGAUGGAGUUCCACAAGGAGCCCGGGAAGCAAGCGCACACUAACUUGGAGCCCGGGAAAGCCCCCAAGAAGCGCAAGGACGAGCACAUGUGGAAAAGGGUUGCGAAGGACGAUGCUUCAAGGUUGACCCCGGCGGCCUGGUGGGCAGCACACGGCGGGGAUGUCCCGGACCUUCAGAAAAUUGCAGUCAAGGUCAUGGGCAUGUGGAGCACUGCCACCCCUGCCGAGCGCAACUGGACGUCCAUGGACUUCGUCCACUCCAAGAGACGGAACAGCCUGUCCCCGGAGUCCUCGAGAAAGAAAGAAGAGGAGGAGAGGAGGAUAAGGACAAUGGCGAAGGCUCCAAGAGGGAGAAUUCCCAAGGACCUUUUUCAAUCAGACUCCAGUGGCAGCAGCGACCUCGAGGACCUCGUGUGGAAGGGCAAGUGUUGGAACGAGUUCUCAUCGGAGGACUGCAGCGAGGAGGGAGGGGAUUCUGAUUUCGAGCUUGACGAGGCUCCAACUGUCCCGGCGACCACAUGUCGGCAGGCGGUGGACACGGAUGUCGAGUUUCUGUUGCACCCCCACGACGAUCCGGACGAGGAGGAGGCCGCACGUGCGAAGGCAAUGGCAGACUGGGAUGCAGAACUUGUGGAGCACCGAAUGCAUGCACAGGAGGCCCGUCGUGCUGCACUCCCUACUCGCAGGGAGAGGGAGAGAAACGCUGCACAACAAAACAAGCACACCGAUGACCCGGCGAAUGAGGUGGACGUGGAGGACGAGGAGAACAUUGCAACGCACACAGAAGAGAAUGUGGCACAACAGCGUGGGGACGAAGGACAGCCGGUGGACGAAUCACGAGCGCAGCAGGGGAUAGGAGUUACCGAGCCAGCGAUGGAGAGGACCCGGCCACAGCAGGAGGAGGCUUCGGAGGCAGGGAAAGAGCAGCCAGUGCGGGGUUUGGUGUAUGUGUGCAGGCCCCGCCCACAUGCGGACCAGGAGAUGGGAGUGGAGGAACAAAAACAAGCGAGCAGGCCGCAAUGAGUGACCACCCGGAGGACCGUCCGAAGGAGCAGCAGGCUGCAGAGGAAAUGGGCACACCCCCGUUCCCUGCACAGAACGAGGCUGUGCAGCAURACAACCUGUGGAAGAGCAGAGCAGGCAGGAAGGGGAAGGUCCACGUGGAAGAUUCCAGAACAGCGCCCCGACGGGGCCCCGGAAGACCCAAAAAAAAAAAAACAGCUGGAAAAUCCCCUAAACGCGACGCGGACGGCGCAAGACACAGGCUCGCAAGAAGGUCAUCGUUAGUGACGAUGACCCAGAUACCGAUGGCAGUGGCCCGCAGU
Messenger RNA from Chara braunii, 2339 nucleotides. Lineage: Eukaryota; Viridiplantae; Streptophyta; Charophyceae; Charales; Characeae. The record is from the annotation of a GenBank genome assembly.